AUGAUGCUGGGUUUUGAUGUAAAACAAAGACAAAAUGUUCUGCUUAUGGCAUUAAAGCUGUUUACAGCGUUUGCUAUAAUGGUUAUAGCUAUCGGCAGAAAGUUCAUUGGAAAAUUUCCCACUCUGUCCGGAAGCUCGCAGAAAAUUUUCCGGAAACCAAACAAAGUUGAAGGAACGAAAAUGCUAGAGCGAUUCAGUGAUAAUCAGCAACUUGCCUUGUCGGUAAUGUUGACUUGGCGUGAUAAAUUUCAUUAA
Messenger RNA from Clunio marinus, 255 nucleotides. The record is from the annotation of a GenBank genome assembly. Lineage: Eukaryota; Metazoa; Arthropoda; Insecta; Diptera; Chironomidae.